AUGGAGUCGCCCGUCAAGACAAAGUUCCCGACCGCACGCAUCAAGCGCAUCAUGCAGGCAGAUGAAGAGGUCGGCAAGGUCGCACAACAAACCCCCAUUGCAGUAGGCAAGGCCCUGGAAUUAUUCAUGGUCCAGAUCGUGUCUAAGAGCGCCGAUGUGGCCAAGGACAAGAACUCCAAGCGCAUCACUGCCCAGAUGUUGAAGCAAGCGGUCGAGGUGAACCCUCAGUGGGAUUUCUUGCAAGACAUUGUCGCCAAGGUCAGCGAGAAGGAGGACAAGGAGCCCAAAAACAAGGCAAAGGCCAACGACAACACCGACAGUGACGAUGAAGUGGAAGCCGAGCCGAAAAAGAAGGGUAGGGGUGGCAGAAAGAAGAAGGCUGCCUCGUAG
This is a messenger RNA of Truncatella angustata, 390 nucleotides long. Its product is annotated as histone-fold-containing protein. Bases 1 to 390 code for a protein of 129 amino acids. The record is from RefSeq and is a predicted model, not a curated record. NCBI's taxonomy places the organism in Eukaryota, Fungi, Ascomycota, Sordariomycetes, Amphisphaeriales, Sporocadaceae. Gene Ontology annotation, molecular function: protein heterodimerization activity; core promoter sequence-specific DNA binding; transcription corepressor activity. Gene Ontology annotation, cellular component: nucleus; negative cofactor 2 complex. Gene Ontology annotation, biological process: positive regulation of transcription by RNA polymerase II; negative regulation of transcription by RNA polymerase II; transcription by RNA polymerase II. The transcript has a single exon.